Lytechinus pictus (painted urchin) is the source of this 4250-nucleotide messenger RNA. RefSeq names its product DNA excision repair protein ERCC-6-like. The transcript is spliced from 7 exons. Lineage: Eukaryota; Metazoa; Echinodermata; Echinoidea; Temnopleuroida; Toxopneustidae. Gene Ontology annotation, molecular function: DNA translocase activity; ATP-dependent chromatin remodeler activity; ATP binding. The record is from RefSeq and is a predicted model, not a curated record. Bases 6 to 1097 code for a protein of 363 amino acids.
AUUAUAUGAUUUGCGAUGAAGGACAUCAGAUCAAGAACCCAGCGGCUCUGACGACCAAGGCAGCUCAUGCCAUCUCAGCUACCCAUAAAUUCAUCUUGACCGGUACACCCAUCCAAAAUAACCUUAUGGAAUUCUGGGCUCUAUUCAGUUUUGUUGAAGGAUCAAUUCUCGGCCAGCGACGAACAUUCAAGAGCGAAUACGAGAUCCAGAUUAAAAAUUCAAGAAAAAAAGAAGCACCAGAAUCGAUAAAGGCCAAGGGUAAUGCACUCUCUAAGAGUCUGCGGAGGCUAACAGACCCGUACUUCUUGCAUCGACGAAAGGCAGAUGUCUUGAAGAAGAAGGAAGUGAAAGAAGAAAAUGAGAGAGGGCAGGAGAACGAAGGAACACUGAAGAAUGAGAGAAAACAGGAGGAGGAUGCCUUACCAGGCUGUUCCUAUCGGAGAAUGGACUCGCAUCCCCCAUUGAACGAAGCCAGGUCUUUGGCCCACAAGAAUGACUUGGUGAUGUGGCUUCCACCUUCUCCAACACAGGUCUUUUUCUACAACCAGUAUGUCAACCUUGAUUUCUUCAAAGAGGUUAUGAAAGAAAAUGACAAGAGAUAUAUCUUUGUGGAGCUGAUGAUUCUCAAAGCACUGUGUGACCACCCUCGCCUGCUAUCUAAGAGAGCCUGUCGCAUGCUCGGACUCAUUCCAGCUCCGAGCGAUGGCUCGCAAGAGGCAGCGUCCGAGAUGGAAAGUGCAGCUAACGACAUCACUGGGGUGAGCGAGGAGGUACUUAUACAAGAGUCAGGGAAGCUGGUUUUCCUCUUCAAGCUUCUGGAGAAUCUAAGAGAAGAAGGACAUCGGUGUCUUGUUUUCAGCAGAUCACUCAAGAUGUUGAAUAUGAUUGAGAAGAUUCUACGAACAAGGCGAUUCCGAUGGAAGCGGUUGGACGGCUCCAUCCAUGAUAUGAUUGAGAGGGAAGCGAUCAUCCAAGACUUCCAGCAGGAUAAUUCUUAUAAUCUAUUCCUCCUGACUACUAAAGUGGGAGGGAUAGGGCUGAACUUGACUGGCGCAGACAGGGUUGUUAUUGGUGAGUCGAAAAUAACGUUUUUGUAAUUGUCAAUAUCAUGACUAAACCCUUUGGUGGUAUUCUAAUAAUUAUGAUGUCCCCCUUCAAUGAUUUGCGCGAUAUUUCGGAAACGCCAAAAUGUAGCGCCGCAAAAUUUUCAUGAAUUUGUUUAAGUCUCGCGCAACUUUUGAGACCAAUUCACGACAUACGGGUAUAGCAUCGCGGCGCCACGUGACUUUUUACAAGACAAUGUCAUGCCUAAAAUUUUUAUAUUUUGUGUACAAAAUCUAUGGGAGAUGAAAUUCAUAAAAGGGUGAUUAUUUUUUGUUCUGAUUGGACUGCUUAGUUAAGGUUUAAUUUAGUUAAAGCUGUAAUAAUUUCCAUCGAAAAGAACAAUGAAAGACAAAAGAUAACAACAAAGAAAUAUAUAAGAAAUUAAAAAGCAAAAAGAAAAUACUUAAUGAAAAAAAUAGCUUUCACAAUUUUUGUUGUUGAAACCUUUAAAUUCGAUUACAAAGAUGACAUCUGGAAAAAAAAAAUUUAAAGUGAAAUUGGGUGUUAAUUAUGCAAAUACUGUUUUUCACGAAUAAAUGUGUAUAUUUUAUUCAUUAUAGAUAAAGAAUUAUUUUCAGAUUUUUUUUAUACUGGCAUAUAGUUUAUUGGUAAAUAAUCUGCAUGCCAAAGUUCGGCACGAUCGCGAACGGCGGCCAAGAUCAGAAGGGGGAGGGGGGCAUGUUGGCCCCCAGUCCUCAAUACAUCUUAAACAGCCCAGUCCUUUUAGGGUUAAAUUCACUUUAUUUUUGUAUUAUUCUAUUAUUCCCAUUUCAAGACUUAAUUUAUCUUACCAACUUUUUGCAGCAGGGUAAGAAUAGUUUAGAAUUGGUGAAUAAGUUGACAACUGGCACUCCAUAAAAGUGUGGUCUAAGUUAACCCAGGUUUAUCUAAACCAUGGUUUUGAUAAUUGGCCCGAAUUCACAAAGGUGGUUUUUAAAACCAUUUUUUGAACCCAUGAUAUGCAGAUUCCUGUAUGAAUUACGCGUAUUUACGGCGCAAAUUAACAAUGUCGAAUGCUGAUGCAUACUUUUGUAACAGUGCACCAAAUUGACGCCCGCUGCCGUGGUUAUCCAUGCUAUUUUAUUCAUGAGUCCACUGCUUUGAAUUAAUAAGUCAACUCUUCAAACAAUGGACUUGUGAAUGAAAUAACAUUCUUAACCAUGGCAAUAGGAGUCGAUUUCGCGCACUGUGACAAAAGCGCGCAUCAGCAUUGGACAUUUCUUUUAGGCGUGUUGUCAAAAGUGUGCGUGCGUCUUUACCUUUAUAUUCUACGGCGAACCCACUGAGCGUGCCAUUGUCCAUUUUUCUUUCCUACGGGUCAGUGCUCUUUCCAUUCAAGACGCCAGCGUGCCCUUUUGCAGCGAAAACGGAAGCGUUCGCUUUUAUCUUUUCUUCUGACAUGCUUCGGUUGGCUCUCCGAUAAUAUGUUUUUGCAUUAGCGCCCUCUAUGUUCACGAUAUCGGCGUUUUAGGCAAACUAUUGAACGUCCGAUCUCUAGUCACUGAUCUGAAUAUCAUUGUGUCCUUGUAUCGGUGUGCCUAGUCCAUUGGGGGUACAUUUUCCAAAGUUACGCUUUCACAAUUUCUUUUUAUAGUUUUUCGUUUCAGGUUUCAGUAGUGACAAAGUUCAAUUAGAUUUAGAUUUGAUUUUUUUAAAUAGAACGAGUUGCUUUAUUUUGAAGAAUAUACCGUUAAGACACUGACUUUCUAAAAGUAAAUGUUCAGGCGCGGGUAAGAUUUUUUUUCAUCACACUGAGCCCACACAGUCAGCAUUGUCGGGUGAAAAGGAAAAAUAUGGAAUUGUCCUUAACUUCUUUGUAAACGAAAUGCAAAACCCUUUGCAAAAGAUGCAAUAUAAAUCAUACCUGGGUCCCAAAAUGAUGGCAUUUAAAUAUCUACAUUGAAACGCUAUACUGUGACAAAAAAUAAUAAACUCAUAAAAUGCAAGCGUUUUUGUGGGAAAAUGGACAAGGGCAUCGUUGAAAUUCAUAUUUGAGUUAAACAUAGGCCUAUAUCUAAUUUAGCCAAAGUGCACAACAAUUUUACUCUUAUUAUACAUUAUGUUUAAACAUUAACAUGCUAGAAACUUAUAUAUUCACACAUAAUACAGAUGUCGUGCAAAACAAAUGAAUAAAAUAUCAUUAAUUUGAACUUUUAAAAAUUAAAUUGGAUGCUCAAGCAGUCAUAUCGGUCAUUGUUGAUUAAAUGCACAAUUCUUGAAUUUCAUUGCCCGAAAUUUAGAACAAAAAGUAUUUUCGUUACUUUGUAAGACCAUUACAAACAUCUUUACUUUCAAACGAAAUCAAAAGCACUUAACAAUUUAGUAUAAAAAUUAUCAAAUUUGAGGUAGUCUUGACCAUGAAUUGAGUUGAAUGUUUAUAAAGGAAUUAUAGCGUAUUUUAAUGAAUCCCAUUCUAAAAUUUGAAUGACCGAUGUCUCCGGGGAAAAAAUAUCGCGUGAAUUAAAAUGCAAAUUAACACAUUUAAGUGACUCUGACAUGAAAUUGGACAUGAAAACCUAUAUUAUCUUUUUACCUGGGAUCCGUCUUUAUUCUCUUAUCAAUUUCCCCUGUGAUCUAGAGUACUAAGUGACCAAGUGUUCUUGAUUACCAUCCAGCAGACACAGAACCGAAGGGGGUCUGGGCUGAAGCCUCCACACUCUUUUUCCUCCAAAUAGCGUACAAAACGUAAAAAGUACCAUGAUUUUAUGCAUGGUGAUCCCCUUCAAAACCGUUCGGCGGUUGGGGAAGGCUUAAUUAUUUCUUUCAAUUUUUCAGUUCUACUCACAAUAUUUAAUUUUGUCAACUUAAUUUUAAUAGCUUCUUUUUUUUCAUCCAACUUCAUUUCUUCCUUUGAAUUUUUCUAAACCUUUUCUAUACUUAUUUUUUUAACCUUCACGUUUGACUUAUACAGUAGUGCAUAUUGCCGUUGAUUUCUUCUUCCUAUCAAAUAUCUGAAUUUAUCUGCAAUAUGUGUGUGUCAAAUUAUUGCAAAUUAGAUUCCCAGUGUCUAAGGUAAACAUAAUUUACCGACGUAAAGUUUGUAAUACGAAAGCCUCUUUGGCCUAGUUUCCCUUCCAACUUUGUACUUCACCUCUUAAUCGUAUAGCUGUAUUCUGUAUAGCUUGCAAAUUUAAAUACUUUUACAC